UCCCACAUUUCCACUAAAAUUUCCAAGGCAAGACCUACUUCAGAAGCCUGCAAUGGACUACAAGGUUUUCUGCUUGGUGGCCAUUGCCCUAAUUGUGGGCUCCAUCAGCUCAGCCAGCGUACAGGCAGAAUCUACUAAAGAGCAAUGCUCUGUGGAACGAUUGGCACGUGUGAGCUGUGGAUAUUCAGGUAUCACACCAGAUGAAUGCACCAAAAAAGGAUGCUGCUUUGACAAUACUAUUUAUGACGCCAUAUGGUGCUUCAAUCCUCGUGUAAUUCCUGCUGAAGACCAAUGCUCUGUGGGACGAUUGGCACGUGUGAACUGUGGAUAUUCAGGUAUCACACCAGAUGAAUGCACCAAAGAAGGAUGCUGCUAUGACAAUACUAUUCAAGACGCCAUAUGGUGCUUCAAUCCUCGUGUAAUUCCUGAUUGCUAAGGAAAUGGAAGUUUCUGAAGAAUACAGUUUUUGCCAGUGGAGCAAUGCAACUAAGAACAGACCUUCAAUCAAACGUAUCCAUUAUAUAUUACAGACCCUUGAAUUCUUCCUGAUCAGUUUUCCCCCUUGAAAGGACUUUUUUUUUAUGUAUCGAAAUGUGUUACAGUCAGGUACUUGCGUAAUAAAAAUGCAAAUGGAAUCAAA
This is a messenger RNA of Xenopus laevis (African clawed frog), 640 nucleotides long. RefSeq names its product putative gastrointestinal growth factor xP1 (gene tff3.L). The transcript is spliced from 4 exons. The record is from RefSeq and is a predicted model, not a curated record. The coding region runs from base 53 to 436 and encodes 127 amino acids. Lineage: Eukaryota; Metazoa; Chordata; Amphibia; Anura; Pipidae.